This is a messenger RNA of Cygnus atratus (black swan), 2799 nucleotides long. It is a transcript of the gene IMPG1, whose product is annotated as interphotoreceptor matrix proteoglycan 1. The transcript is spliced from 16 exons. Gene Ontology annotation, biological process: visual perception. NCBI's taxonomy places the organism in Eukaryota, Metazoa, Chordata, Aves, Anseriformes, Anatidae. The coding region runs from base 1 to 2799 and encodes 932 amino acids. The record is from RefSeq and is a predicted model, not a curated record.
AUGCAUUUGAAAACUGGAGUAAUAUUUUUGGUCAUUUGCCUUGCUCUCCAAGUUCAGGAAAGCAGAGAAAGCCCUAGUAAAAUAAAUCGUGGUGAAGCCAAACAUCUAGCAGAUGCCUCAGGGUCAGACAAAACAGAAAGAACAACAAAGAGGUCCAGAGUGUCAACCAUAAGACGGAUAUUUGAUAUGGCAAAACACCGAACAAAGAGGUCAUCCUUUUUGUCAACUGGUGUGAAAGUUUGCCCACAAGAAUCAGUGAAGCAGAUUUUAGCCAGUCACCAAGCUUAUUAUAGAUUAAGAGUCUGCCAGGAAGCUGUGUGGGAAGCCUUUCGUAUUUUUCUGGAUCGGAUUCCUGAUACUUCUGAAUAUCAGAACUGGGUUACUGCCUGCCAGAGGGAAACCUUCUGCAUAUUUGACAUUGGCAAAAACUUCAGCAAUUCCCAAGAGCACCUGGAAAUAAUCCAACGGCGAGUAAAACAUAGAACCUUCCAGGAAAGGAAAGAUGAAAUAUCCACAGAAAAAACAGGUGGCAAAAAGCUGGAAGACAUUCCUUCUGUUUCUACAGGUCCCCCUGGCUCAUCCCUCCCUCCAUAUGCACCAAUACCUAACGGCACGCUGCUCAAUGAAAUUGUCAAUGACACGAAGACUCCUGUGAAGGAACUAGGAACAAAUACAGUCCCAGAACUGCCUGCAGAGCAAAUGGUAGAAUUCAGUGUCACUCUCACUGAUCAGGAGUACACAGCUGAACUUAAUGACCCCAACUCCCCACAGUACCAACAACUAGCUGCCAAAUUUCAGCUACAGAUGCAAAAAAUAUUUGAGAAGCUUCCAGGAUUUAAAGAAAUCCACGUAUUAGGAUUUAAACAGAAGAAGGAGAAAGACGGAUCAAGCAGCACUAUAGCACGAUAUGUGGUAAACUUUGAGAGAGAUGGCUCAGAAAUCAAGAGCACUGUAGAUGACAUCUCAACUAUUGGAUCAAAUAAGGUUGAAAAUGAAAAGACUCUGCUUUCUCCAAAGGAAGAGAGGGAGAUAUCAGCAAAUAAACUCACAGUAACAGACCUUCAGCAACUGGUUGCCACAGCACUCCAUGAAGACAGGUCCCUGCCAGUGGACCUUGGGACACUUCGAUUUACUGACGACUCUAUUAAACCACCUAGUGAUUUUGAUAAUGAUAUCCAGGCCAUGGUCACUAUUCCUCUGGCAGGCCCUGAUUUGGAGGGUGCCAUGGGUGCAGAACUCCCCCUGGGUUAUCCUAGCCCAGCAACAGUGGGCCAAACAGAAGACAUCUUGGUCAAUGAAUUUACAACUGAAAUACCUGUGUUAAGUGGAGAGAUCAGUGCGCCUGAAGACUUUGAUAAUAAUUUUGUCUCAUCUGAACCUGUGUACCCUACCAAACCGCCCAGAGAAGUAUCUCAGGACAAAUCUUCUCCAGCCACAGAAGAUACCACUACUGGUUACCAAAGUUUCACAGUGCCUUUCAAUGUUCUGGUUAGUACUGACAGUUCUCCAAAACCAGAAAAUUCCUAUUUGCCUCCUCCAGCAGAUGAGUGGGCUAGCAAUGACUUAGUCACAGGUGACUAUGAGUCUCCAAUGGAGCAGGCUAUCACUCUGGCAGUUUAUACCACUGGUAGCUUUACCCCACCUAAUCUCCUGCAAGCCACAGAUGAGAAUACUGAAGCUCAGAGGAAGAAGGAACUGGCUGGAAUAACAGAACUACCUUUGGAAGAAGCUGACCAAGAUAGUCUGUUUGGCCAAGCAGUGAAGAUCAUGGAUGAACUAGAAUCGUCGGGUGAUGACCUUUUAUUUACAACCAGCACUUAUAAAACAUUGCCUUUCUUUAUUGGUGCAAGUGAUCUCUCUGUCACGCAGCCUGGAGAUGUUAUUGUAGACGUGCUGCCAUCAGAGCAAACAACACUGCUGCCUGCAGUGACCAACCCAACCUACAGCCAGUCCGUCAUCAUCGACCAGUCCCCCGAAGCAUCAGAUUCCUUGGUGCCAGCAGCUGACACCAUUCCCCCUGACAGUGCCGGGACAGGAGUGCAGGAUAUCGCUGCUGAGUUGGAUGGCAUCGGUGUGGUGAGCACAGCAGCGCUGGAUGAAGCAGAGCAUGGCAGUGGUUACAUCUCAGUGCUGACAAGUGAGCCGGCAGAAGCCACCCCAGCUCCUACUCUGAAGUAUGUAACCACCAGCUCCAUGACGACUGCAGCCAAAGGCAAAGAGCUUGUGGUUUUCUUCAGCCUGAGGGUGACCAACAUGCACUUUUCUGAUGACCUCUUCAAUAGGAGCUCGACAGAAUACAAAGCGCUGGAACAACAGUUCAUGCAGCUGCUACUUCCAUACCUGCAGUCCAACCUUACAGGCUUUAAGCAACUGGAAAUACUUAACUUCAGGAACGGAAGUGUGAUUGUCAACAGCAAAAUGAAAUUUGCCAGAACAGUGCCAUAUAAUAUCACGGAAGCUGUACACUGUGUCUUGGAAGAUUUCUGUGAUGCUGCUGCCCAACGCCUCAAUUUGGAGAUUGACAGCUAUUCCCUUGAUAUUGAGCCAGCUGAUCAGGCAGACCCAUGCAAAUUCAUGGCAUGUGAUGAGUUUUCUGAAUGCGUAAUGAACGAGUGGACAAAAGAGGCUGACUGCCUUUGUAAACCUGGUUACACAAGCCAAGACGGAUUACCCUGCCAGAGCCUGUGUGAGAUGGAACCGCAUCUUUGUGUCAAUGGUGGGAACUGUGAGUUAGUUCCAGGAAGAGGAGCUGUCUGCAGGUCACCAGACCAGUUUACAGAGCCAGGACUGACGAGUUAA